Molecule: messenger RNA, 1947 nt
Organism: Penicillium cataractarum
Lineage: Eukaryota; Fungi; Ascomycota; Eurotiomycetes; Eurotiales; Aspergillaceae
Product: signal recognition particle subunit SRP72
Exons: 4
Coding region: 1-1947 (648 amino acids)
Biological process (GO): SRP-dependent cotranslational protein targeting to membrane
Cellular component (GO): signal recognition particle, endoplasmic reticulum targeting
Molecular function (GO): ribosome binding; 7S RNA binding; protein binding
Source: RefSeq, a predicted model, not a curated record
AUGGUUGCGCAAUCACUUAGUUCGCUCCUGCAGCGAGCUACGAUUGACGAUCACGAGGAGGUCCUCAAGUCCUGCAACGAGACUCUCAAGAAGUCCAAGAACGACCAGAACGCUCAACACAUCAAGGCGAUCGCUUUGCUCAAACUCGACCGUUACGACGAUGCUUUGCGAGUUUUUAAGACCGGAGAUGAUGCGCUAAAGCAAGCUGCUGGAUUGGAGUAUGCCUAUGCGCUAUACAAGUGUGGAAAGCUCGACGAGGCCCUUGACGCUGUUACCAAGUCUGGUGCGGGGAGGGGUGCUAGCCAUUUGGAAGCCCAAGUGAGCUACCGAGCUGAGAAAUUCCGUCGCGCCGCAGAUUUAUAUGAACAGCUGUCCCAAGAUGGGUCGUCGCACCACGAGGCAAAUGACCUCGGAAUUAACUCAUGGGCUACGGAUGCUCAGCUGCAGUGGAAGGGAGAAGCAGAAUACGUUCGCCACGAUCGGCCAUCGCGGGAGGAUCUCGAGUCUUUUGAGACGGCAUACAAUGCGGCUUGCUUGACUAUUGCCAAGGGUGCCUUCGCUCAAGGCGAGGUGCUUCUUAACCGCGCAAAGAAUAUCUGCCAAACAUCAGAGGACCUGACUCCCGAAGACCGUGCCGCCGAGCUGCUACCAAUUGCUGUGCAGUACCUAUACGUCUUGCUUCGGCUGGGAAAGACGGAACAAGCGGAGGCUCUGCUCGAGGAGAUUUCGGUAGAAGAUAUCCCCGAACUAUCCACGAAGAAGAUCGCCCGCAACAACAUCGUCCUUGCUCGCCAGACCAACAUAAACCCUUUCAUCCUCUACAAGGCUCUCCAUGAGACGCCCGAUUCGGUCAACAAUGACCGUCUCUUCGAUUGCCAGGACAACAUCCUGGUCGGCAACUCGCACGCUGCCGAUCUCCUGGUCCAGAAAUACGAUGGUAUCAUUCGAUCCACGAACAAGGCGCUCUCAAAGAGCUCUUGCCCCUCCACCACAGCCGGCACCAACCUCCUCUCCGUGUACAAUGCUGCAGCACAAGCUGAAGGCCAAACUGGACAAAAGGCUUUGAAGAAGAUCCUCCCGCUCCUUGAACGCCGGCCGAAGGAUCUGGGCUUGCUCCUUACCGUUGUCCAGCUCUACGUCAACGAGGGCAACACCACCUCUGCAAUCACCGCCAUGGAACGAUCUCUACAGGCCCUGGAGGAGUCCAUCUCCGAAGCAGACCAAGAUGCUCGCUUCAACCCUGGCUUGUUGAGCGCUCUGGUCUCAUUGUACCAGCUUGAGGGCCGGAAACUCCAGAUCCGGUCUACCCUUGCACAGGCUGCCGCAUACUGGCGCAAGAAGCCCAAUUCUCCUGCAUCUCUCCUUCGCGCCGCGGCCACCUCCCUUCUCCACUCGGACGAUCGGGCGGAUUUGACCACCGCAGGUGACCUGUUCAAGGCACUCUACCAGCAAGACUCCAGCGACCGCGUCGCGAUCGCCGGCUACGUGGCAUCCCAAGCAACUCUCAACUACUCACAGGUGGAAUCUCAACUCGAGCAGCUCCCCGAAGUGAGCGAGCUUGUCGCAGACAUUGACGUGUCCGCCCUGGAGUCCGCAGGUAUCAUGCCCUCCGCUACAUCCGCCGCAGCUGCCGCCGCAUUCGCCGGUGCCCGCAAGCGCACUGCCGCGGACAAGGAAGCCCGUGCUGUGAAGCGUGUGCGCAAGUCCCGGUUGCCCAAGGACUAUGACCCGGAGAAGAAGGCCGAUCCCGAGCGCUGGCUGCCUCUGCGUGACCGGUCUUCUUACCGGCCCAAGGGUAAGAAGAACAAGCAGCGUGCUGCUGAUCGGACUCAGGGUGGACCCGUGAAUGAGAAGGCUGAAGAGUCUCCUGCAGCUGUGCAGCAGAAGGCUGGUGGUGGAGGUGGAGGUGGUAGCUCGAAGAAUAAGAAGAAGAAGGGGAAGCGGUAG